Quercus robur (English oak) is the source of this 2513-nucleotide messenger RNA. RefSeq lists its product as uncharacterized. The coding region runs from base 533 to 2509 and encodes 658 amino acids. The transcript has 4 exons. The record is from RefSeq and is a predicted model, not a curated record. Lineage: Eukaryota; Viridiplantae; Streptophyta; Magnoliopsida; Fagales; Fagaceae.
CACCGUCUCCUUUGUUAAGUAUGUGCCGUCAGUCUCUUUUUAGGUCUUCACCGUCGCUCUUGUCCGUUAUGUACCGUCACGCUGGCCAGCAUAAUUUUAUCCUCAUCAUUUGCCCCCUACUCCAUAACUCCGUCACCCUCUGUACUGACGGGCUAUGGAGUUUGUUUUUCAAAAGAGGCAGAAACAUCGUUUGCGUGGAUCUGAGCAUUUAAUGCCUUGGACAGGUGGCUCGUUCCCAUUGGCCUCACUUCUGACGAGAUGUCGCUUCGUCUUCCGCGCCAUUUUUUCCAUAUAUAAACAGCGUUUCCAGUCACUUUUUUCACUAUUUCAUCCUUGCUGAACUUGUGGAGAGACAGACCGUCGAUCACCUUCCGUCAGCUUUAACUUCCGUCAGCUUAUCCGUUGCUGUAGCCGUCCAGAGGGCUUCCAUACCGGUAAGUUUUCAUCCUCUCUCCUUCUCUUUAUUUUUGCCUCAUUAGUGAGGCCGUCAGCCUAGGUACUUAGUUUGAACCCGUCACUUGUAGGUAGUCAGAUGUCGAGUGACGCGUCUUGUGACGAGUCGUCAGUCCGCGAAGGAGCGGGCUACGACGAGACCUUUGGCUCCGGAAACGAGUCGGACUUCUCCCUCCCGUCAGAGAGAGAGUCGUCAGCCCAAUCUCCUGACGGCAAUGAGAGUUUUGCUGAGGGAGAAGAUGAGGGAAGAGGGGAUGAAAAUGACGGGGGUGGAAUGGAUAUUGACGGAGGAAAUAGUGACGGGGAGGAGAGAUCCAGUGAAGGAACUUCGGAGGGUACCGUAGAUAACCGUCCCUUCAUUCUUCCUGAGGAUUGGGCCGUCAACAGAUUUUUGCCUGGGAUGAGUGGUAAAGUUUUUAGGGAGUUACGGAUCCGUUAUCAGAUCCCAGACCACAUCCCCCUCCGUCUCCCUAGAGAGGGUGAGAGGUGUUACUCCGGGCGGACAGCGGACGUUGGCAUGUAUGACGCCAUGUUUGCUGCCGGCCUGAGGUUACCGUUGACGGCUCUUCACCGUCAACUAGCUGACUUCCUUGGAAUAUCCGUCACCCAGGUUGCCCCAAACGCCUGGAGGACUUUUAUAGGAGCUGAAAUCCUGUGGGGCAGCUUUAGUGGAGGGCACCGUCAGCUUACACUCGGAGAAUUUUUUUAUUGCUAUAGGCCUCAUCACAUUGCCUCGUCUAAGGGGACUUAUCAUUUUAAUGCCCGAGAGAAAGGGCUACGGUUAGUGUCAGAUAUGCCUGACUCAAAUAGGAACUGGAAGAGUAGGUAUUUUUUCGUUGAGGGGACGGACUGGGUGUGCCGUCAGGAGGAGUGGGCGACGAUGCCCAGUGGUUACUUUGACAAUACCUGGGCCUUUGUCAAGGAUUCAGCUUAUACCCGUCCGCAUAUAACUGACGAGCAGGAGGAGUUCAUCCAUCGGAUUCUAGAAAUUCCUUUGGAGGACCGUAAGUGCAGGGAUUUGAUUACCCUUGACACCCUCCAUCUAUACUGUGGGGGCCCAAAUCCGUCAGCGGAAGCUCGUAGGUUGGAGGAGUUUGCGCGACGUCAGAUGGAUUCUGCGAAGCAAAGGAUACGGGCUGCCGCAGCUCGUCAGAAGGAGGAGAGGAAGGCCAAGGAAGCAGGGGGGGAAGCCUCGUCAACCCCCACGGCCGUCGCCAAAGUGGCGAAGAGGAAACCUGACGGGAGUGACGGCCGUCCCUCAAAAAAGCCUGCCGUCACUCCGUCAGUCGAACCAUUGAAGGAAAAGUCCCCUCCGACGUCUGGCCAUGGUGCGGGAAAGGGGGUGAUGACUUCUGCUGGUCCCGUCACUGAGGGUCCGUGCCGUCUCCUAACCCACAAAGAAUAUGCCGUCGGGGAGGUUGAGUCCCUGAUAAAACCAACGGACAUGGAGCCCUGUGAUCAAGUAGGGACGGAGGAUUUAGGGGCGUCGGCCCUCUUUGAUCUCUCCAGGGCCUUGGUUCGUGUCAAAGCCCUCCGUGACCGUUGCGUGGCGAAGGAGGGGGUCGUCAGUCGAGUUCGCAGCCAUAACAAGAACUUGCUGAAUCAGCAGGCUCAGUAUAAGGAAGCCGUCCGUCUUCUUAACCAGGAGCUGCAGGAAGUCAAGGAGAAACUGACGACGAUCAGUGGCGAGAACGUCAAGCUCCAAGGAGAGGUGACGGCUCUGGAGGAGAAGUUACAGACGGCGGGGGCUGACGCGAUUGGACACUUCAAAACGUCGCAGUCAUUUAUUGACUCAUGUGGUCAAUAUUACGGCACUGGGUUCGAUGACUGCCUUCGACAGGUCGCGUCGGCCUUCCCAGAGCUGGACUUAUCUGGGAUUUCAAUGGAUGAUGGAGACGACGUCUCUCUUCAGCCAGAACCCACUCCGGAGCGUGACGGCUCGGUAGUCCUGGCUCAGCCUGCUGCUAAUCCUACAGCUUCAGAUUCUCCAACCGUUAUCGUGGAUGUUGAAGAUCAUCAGGCUGACGGAAAUCCUGCUGACGCUCCUCCUGCUUAACCAU